AUGAAUGGCAGAGAGGAGCUUUCCCAUUUCCUGAGGGUGACCAAUCAUAGCAUCGCAUCGCAGGUCAACUCUCCACCUGACGACAACCUUAAAAACCGAAAAUACCCGUGUCCGCUGUGUGGCAAGCGCUUCCGAUUCAACAGCAUUCUGUCGCUCCACAUGAGAACGCACACCGGGGAGAAGCCCUUUAAGUGCCCGUACUGCGACCACAGGGCAGCACAGAAGGGCAACCUCAAGAUACACCUUCGUACCCACAAGCAAGGCAUUCUGGGAAAAGGACGUGGGAGGAUAAGGGAGGAAAACCGCCUCCUGCAUGAACUUGAAGAGCGUGCCAUACUACGGGAUAGACAGAUGAAGACCGGGCAAGUUCCGACGAAUGCUAAUCCGAAAGUUAACCAGGAUCAGGAUUCACCUGUGUUCCAGACAGUCGUAAAUUCAUCCCAGUUUUUGUCGGAAACCUCUUCGCAUACCUCCACGUCACCUGUCGCUUCCAUCCAAGACGAACCAUUAGCAGGAUCACCACCCGGAUUCCGGUGUUCUUUCUGCAAAGGCAAAUUCCGAAAGCAACAAGAGCUAGAUCGCCAUAUCCGCAUCCUCCACAAACCCUACAAAUGUACCUUGUGUGACUUUGCCGCUUCCCAGGAAGAAGAACUCAUCGGUCACGUGGAGACGGCUCACAUAACUGCCGACCAGGGUGCCAAGGCGGCCACAAACGGGUCAAGCGAGAAGUCAAAGUCAAUCGGCGAAUACCCUUGCGAGGUGUGCGGACAAACCUUUAGCCAGGCCUGGUUUCUUAAAGGCCACAUGAGGAAACACAAAGAUUCUUUCGAGCACUGUUGCCAGAUCUGUGGCCGACGCUUUAAAGAGCCCUGGUUUCUCAAGAACCACAUGAAAGUCCACCUCAACAAGCUAGCAGCUAAAAGCAAUCAUUCUGAACAUCCUUCUAUCGGCAUGCUAACUCAGGAGCAUCGAGGCAACAUCUAUUCUCAGUACAUGGCCAGAAUUCACGAUCGGUUUAUUUCCGAUAGAGAGCAGAAUGAUUAUAACAAUAUGAUUGGAGUGGACAUCAAAGUGAGAGAAAUGUUGCAGAGGAUGGCGUCUCCGAGUGCGCCAAUGGCCGAUCUGGAAAGCUUGAAUCGUCUUCACUCUUCUCUCAGCUUGGAAUACCUCCAGAAGGCAGUGGCUGAGAACAGCAGAGGCAGUGGAGGUGGUGGUGGUGGAUAUUCAGGAUGGCAGAUCAUGGCUCCAGGAAUGGCCUCCUCCGAUCAGGGAAUGUUCUCGAGUCAGCAGGGCGCCACCUUCCCGCCUGAAGAUGGAGAUUCAGAGGCGAUGAGUAGACCCAACAGCACCGACGAGGGCCAUCUGACAGAGAUCAUGGCGGAGACGGGGAACUCUAGCAGCAGCUUGGAACACACGCCACAGUCCACUUCACCCAUGACAGGUGAGAAAAUCUUCAGAUGCCCGCCCUCCGCUGACUUUGCCCCAGGACAUGCCGCCUCCCUGGGUUUCCAACUGGAGAGAUUCCCUUUCUCUCCCUGGCAAAGCCCCCCAGACCUCUCCAGCACAAGCCCCCCCAAACCGUGCCCCAGCUCCAGAGACUUCAGCUCAACCCCGAGUCCCUUCAUCAGACUCGACGGAGACAGUCCUCCCAUGAUGAGCAAAGAUGUGGAGUCUUCUCUCCCCAAGAAGUCGCAGUUUGAGCCUUUGGACUUGUCGGUGAAGCCAGAUUCCCUCGGUUUUUACGCCAAUGGACUUUCUCCUAACAUGGCGCGCAGGCUGCAAACUUUCGCCUUCGAGAGCGACCUCAAAGCCACCGACGGCGUUGAUCGAUCCGACUCUAACGGGGAAGCAGAGAAACCCGAGUGUGAAGGUGACAAUUCUGCAAAAUGGGUGAAAAAUAACUUUAUGCAAGACGUGGCCAGUUUCCAGAGUUUCAGUGAGAAACUUGAGACGGCGGCGCAGUGGGGCAGAGCCAUGAGCGAGUCUCCCAUCGCCUCUCUGGAGAGUUUGAACCCGGGGCAGGCUCUUUCUCUGCAGCAUCAAGUGGGCCUCCUGUCCUUCCUGAGGUCCCAGGCCAGUCUGAGCCCGGGGUCGGCCGCCGCGGUGAACGGGGGUGCGGCGAAGGAGGCUGCAUCAGGUAAUCAACACUGA
Molecule: messenger RNA, 2151 nt
Organism: Knipowitschia caucasica
Lineage: Eukaryota; Metazoa; Chordata; Actinopteri; Gobiiformes; Gobiidae
Source: the annotation of a GenBank genome assembly